AUGCAGGUUCCCAUCUCGUUUCUGCUCCCCAUGGCCUUUCUCCUGCCCCCUGGGACUAGGGCUGGGCACAUUUUCGGGGGCCGGGAAGCUGAGCCCCACUCCAGACCCUACAUGGCCUACCUCAAAAGGAAAUUCGAAGGCGAGAACACUUUCUGCGGCGGGUUCCUGGUGGCGGAGAACUUUGUGCUGACGGCCGCUCACUGCCAGGCAGACAACACCUUGGUUCUCCUGGGAGCCCACAACAUCCGCCAGUCGGAAAAGAGUCAGCAGCUGAUUCCUGUGCAGAGCUCGUACCCCCACGAGGACUACGACGAGGAAUCCCUUAAUAAUGACAUCAUGCUGCUGCAGCUUUCCCGGAACGUGACGCAGGAUGAAAACGUGGCUCCCAUCGGCCUGCCCGAUGCCGCUGAGGACGUUGAGCCAGGGACCCGGUGCAGCGUAGCCGGCUGGGGCAGCCUCAGCACCGACGGGAAGCUGCUCCCCAUAGCGCUACGGGAGGUGAACGUGGUGGUGAUUCCCGAUGACGCCUGCCCGACCGACCCCUAUGGGCCCUACCACUACUAUAAUCAUCGCACCAUGAUGUGCGUGGGCAACCCUGCAGAGUUUUACGACUCUGCCAAGGGCGACUCCGGGGGCCCCCUGGUGUGCGGGGGAACAGCCCAGGGCAUCGUCUCCUGGGGGAACGAGAAAGCUCCCGGCGUCUACACGAAAAUCUCCGCCUUCCUCCCCUGGAUAAACAGCACGAUGAAGAAGCUGCAGGAUGGAGCCGGGCCGUGA
Messenger RNA from Pelodiscus sinensis (Chinese soft-shelled turtle), 777 nucleotides. Lineage: Eukaryota; Metazoa; Chordata; Testudines; Trionychidae. The record is from RefSeq and is a predicted model, not a curated record.